This is a messenger RNA of Tripterygium wilfordii, 807 nucleotides long. RefSeq lists its product as uncharacterized. The coding region runs from base 1 to 807 and encodes 268 amino acids. The transcript has a single exon. The record is from RefSeq and is a predicted model, not a curated record. NCBI's taxonomy places the organism in Eukaryota, Viridiplantae, Streptophyta, Magnoliopsida, Celastrales, Celastraceae.
AUGGCUUACAAGAUUCCCAUGACUGAGAGAUUUGGUGCGAAGGUUCUAUCGUUUUCAAAGUUAUAUGAAACCAUAAGCGAUAUCAAAAGUAAGCUGAAUGAAGAUCAGCUUACUUUGUUUAGGGGAUCCUGUUUUGGGGCGUUCUUACAACUCAAAAACAUGAAAUGGGCUCCACUGAUUGUACACCAACUCCUCCUUAGGCAAAUACAAUCAAAAGAUCAUGAAAAAAAAGGGAGGUUGGUGUUUUUUAUUGGUGGAAAAAAAGCAAUUUUUUCAAUAAGGGAAUUUAACCUCAUAAAAGGACUGAGGUGUCACUCCCUACCCGACAUCUCAUUAUAUUUGCAAGAGAUGGAGAAUUCUGGCGAACCUAGGGUGGGUUUGCAAUAUAAGUAUUUCAAAGGAAGUUGUCAUAUUUCAUGCCAAGAGUUACAAAGGAAUUUUAUGCAGUGCCAAGCUCCAGAAGAUGUCUUUAAUUUGACACUUGUAUAUUUUGCUGAGUCUGUGCUCUUAGGUAGAGAUGUUAAGCUGUUGAUUGAUGUUGAUUUGUUGAAUCUGGUCGAUUAUCUGGAUAUGUUCAACAAGUAUCCAUGGGGUACUUUGUCAUACAAGAAGACAAUACAGUCCCUGACUAAUUGUCUUGUUGGAAGGUCCGAGAAAUUUAAGGCUAAGAAGAAUGAUUAUGAGUGGUAUAAUCUACUGGGUUUUCCUUGGGCUUUCCAACUAUGGGUAUAUGAGGUUAUUCCCAGUAUUACAAAAAAAUUUGCAAACUGUGUUGAUUUGAAUUUGCUGCCUAGAAUGUUGAAGUGA